This is a messenger RNA of Alosa sapidissima (American shad), 4101 nucleotides long. It is a transcript of the gene gpr155b, whose product is annotated as G protein-coupled receptor 155b. Gene Ontology annotation, biological process: transmembrane transport; intracellular signal transduction; G protein-coupled receptor signaling pathway. Gene Ontology annotation, molecular function: G protein-coupled receptor activity. The transcript is spliced from 17 exons. Bases 231 to 2732 code for a protein of 833 amino acids. Gene Ontology annotation, cellular component: membrane. The record is from RefSeq and is a predicted model, not a curated record. Lineage: Eukaryota; Metazoa; Chordata; Actinopteri; Clupeiformes; Clupeidae.
CAUUUAAACGCUAUUGCACACUGUUUCCAGGGUCAAAAUGUAAGUUCUGCGGUCAGUAAACAUCUCUCAGAAUCCUGGCAAUAAAAAUGGAAUUAAAGCGAGAAUAUGAACAUUAUGUUUACCAUGACAGAAGACAUAACCCUUCCAUUGUAGCAACAAGAAGCAAAUGGUGAGCACCUUAACUCGCGUUCCUCAGGUUCUCAGAUUCACACUUCCACCACGCGCCCAUCAUGACAGACCGCUACAUCGCCAUGCACGGGCUCAACAUCAGCCACAGCCCGGUGUCCGCCAGCCCGACCAUGUCCAUCGAUAAGCUUUUCCCCGCGCUCCUCGAGUGUUUUGGCAUCAUCAUGUGCGGUUACGUGGCCGGCCGGACGGACAUCAUCUCCCCAACUCAGGCAAAGGGCCUCGGGAACUUCGUCUCGCGCUUCGCGCUGCCCGCGCUGCUCUUUAAGAACAUGGUCCUGCUGGACUUUGGGGACGUGAUCUGGUCAUUCCUGUGGAGCGUGCUGAUCGCCAAGGUCACGGUGUUCGUGAUAGUGUGUUCGCUCACGCUGAUGGUUGCCAGCCCGGAGAGUCGGUACAGCAAAGCGGGACUCUACUCAAUUUUCGCUACGCAGAGCAAUGACUUCGCGCUGGGAUACCCCAUUGUGGACGCCUUGUACAGGAGCACCUACCCAGAGUACCUGCAGUACAUCUACCUGGUGGCUCCUGUCUCACUGAUGCUGCUGAACCCUGUGGGCUUUGCCCUGUGUGAGAUCCAGCGCUGGAAGCAGACCCCAGACCACAACAGCCAGAGCAAACUGCACAUCAUCUCCGUCGUCUUACUGCAGGUCCUGAAGAACCCCAUCGUGUUCAUGGUGCUGGUGGGAAUCGUGUCUCACUUCCUGUUGGGUGGGCGGGUCCCAGAGCUGCUGCUGGAGUUUGUGGACGGAUUGGCCAACUCGUUUGGGGGGGCGGCGCUCUUCUACCUGGGCCUAUCCAUGGUUGGUCAGCUCAGGAGACUGACACGUUCCACUGGAGUAGCGCUCAUACUGCUCAUCACUGCCAAACUGUUAGUAAUGCCACUGAUAUGCAAGGACAUGGUGGAGAUUCUGGACACAGCAAACUCCAGCUCAGCCAAUCACUCGAGCCUGUCCAACUUCGCCUUCCUGUACGGAGUGUUUCCCACAGCACCCAGCGUAGCCAUCUAUGCAGCCCAGUACAACACAGAGCUGGAGGUGGUGACCUCUGGGAUGGUCAUCAGCACGUUCCUGUCUGCACCAAUAAUGUACGUGUCGGCAUGGUUACUGACCAUUCCCUGGAUGGAUGCCAUGCCCCUGGUCACGGAGCUUCAAAAUGUCAGCUUCAACAUCAGCAUCAUCAGCUUACUUGCUCUAGUGUGGACCAUAUCAGUUCUAUUCCUCAGUAAGAAGUUUAAAAGGUUGCCUCACAUGUUUGUCAUGAACUUGUUUCUGGCUCAGUUUCUGGUGUGUGUAAGCAUGAUUAUGUGGAGGUUUGUGGUGCAUCGGGACGACCUGUUGGGCCAGGUUCUGGUCUUCACCUUGUUGUACGGCUGUCUCUACAGCACAUACCUGUGGACAGGGCUUAUUGCCUUCUCUCUGGCCCUGAUGAAGAAGAAUGAGAAGAUGAAGAUUCGUCCUGCAGUCUUUGUGCUUCUAGGAUGGGGGAUUCCUUUCUUGACUGUGGGUGGGUUGCUUAUGGCUGGAGAGCGCAUGGAUGACACCAUAGACUCCGCCUUCUUUUAUGGGCGUGCCCAGAUGGGCAGCAUGGCGGGGGUGUUGUUCUGCAGCAUUGCGCUGGGGGGUCUGUCUCUGCUGGGGCUGGGCAGGGGGUCCCAGGAGGAGCAGCGCUACCAUGCCCUGGACCAGAGCUCCAUGUCGGGCACCACCGAUGACCUGCGCCCCUACAGGGACCAGGAGGACCAGGCCGCCACUCAACCUGCCACCCCACUGGACACCAGCAACAGAGAUCAGCCCAGCGAGAGGCCUGUCCCUCAGCCUAUGCCUGAUAUGAUCGUUGGCCAUCUGAAUGACACAGCAGCAGCACACACAGACCAGGCGGUGGCGCCGCUGCGUGAGGCCCCCAGCGCGCGCCUGGCCCAGGAGGAGAGGCAGGUGGCCCGCCAUGCCCUGCUGUGCCUGCUACUCAUCGUUGGCCUGCUAGCUAACCUGUCCAGUUGUCUCUGGUGGCUCUUCAAUAGAGACCCCGGCAGACUGUACCUGGAGCUGCAGUUCUUCUGUGCUGUCGCUAACUACGGACAGGGGUUCAUCUCGUUUGGCCUGUUUGGGCUAGAUGAACAUCUCAUCAUUUUGCCAUUCAAAAAGAGGCUGGCCAGUCUGUGGGGUUCAGAGCCUGUGGAGGAGGCCUUGGCUGCUGGUCAAGAGGACAUCCGGCUCACCUGCACUCAGUUUGUGCGCUACCACAAGGACCAGUGUGUGCAGGACAUCGUACGCCAAAGAAGGUGCAAAGGCCAUUGGUAUUGGUCAGGUUGUCCGGAGGCGGGCUCAUUCAUGGGUAGAGAGCUGGUUGAUUGGCUGGUGCGCGCUGGAGUGGCGGGCGAUCGGGCUUCGGCCGUGCUGUAUUGCGCUCGGCUACAGCGAGGAGGAGUUCUGCGACAUGUCAGCCAUCAGUUUGGUUUCCAUGACAACUCGCUCUGCUACGGCUUCACUAUUCCGGAAUCGUUCCACCGCCACGACGACACUCAUAGAAUGCUACCCUGUACGAUGUGACCUGGAAUAGACGCGUUAGCAACGAGGAGCAGAUUUCAGGCAACAUGUAACUGUGAACGUGACUUGAAUUUCAACUGAAACUUCUAUUUUUGCAUGUUGUGUAGUUAUAUGCAGGUAUUUAAACCCAACACUGCAAGACGUAUUUGCCGUUUUGAACUCUUAUGAUGCACAAACACACUCACUGCUGCAGCUUUCCGACUCUUUUUCGUGAUGUUAAAGUUGUUCAUUAUUGCAACAGUUCUAUGCACAGCACCUUUCCUCUCAGUUUGCGUGUGUGUGUGUGUGUGUGUUUGUGUGUGUGUGUGUGUGCCUGCCGUGUGUGUGUGCGAUUCUGUGCCUUUUGCCCUUCAGAUGUUGUGUGGAAAAUGUAUGUGUGUGUUUUUCUGCUGUAUAUGAGAUAUGUUUACAUUAUGUAUAUAUGAGUAAGUGUGUGAGUGUGUAUAUGUGUGUUUGCUUGAAAAGUGUAGCUGCACUGUUUAUGUGUGUUUUAUUGAGAGGAGAGUCCCAUGUAACCCCCUGCCUUUUGUGACACCUACAGUAUAUGCAUAUCUCCACAUUAUCCUAUAAGCACUGAUGCAGUCAAACCUGAAGACGCAGUUUUGCCUAAACGUAUGUCUGUGUAAAGAACCAAUUGGGAACAGAUUGUCUGUGUUCUACAUCGGAAUCCAAAGUCCCAAACGCAGCUUGAAGAGGAGGCAGAUCGCCCCCUGCUGUUCAAUGAGUAUAAUUUAUUUCAGUAUGCACUGAAUUGUGAAGUUCCCUCAGACUUCGACAACUAACCUCUGAAAAGUGAAUUCCUAGUGCAUGUUGCCAUAGAUGUUUCUUCUCCUUCCUUGUGUUUGCCACAACUUUUCCCCACGACAGUAGGGGACCUAGUGUUCAAGGGGUGUGUUCAACUUAUCUUGUGUGUGUGUUUGGGGAGAGUGUGUGAUGAUCAUGUCAUUAAUACCACUGUAUGACCCAGUGUGGAUGUAUCCAUUGCUCGUGUUUGUUUAAUAUUUAAAAACAAUUGAGAUUUCAAAAAUGUCAAUUUAUACUAUAAUGCAUGUUCUUUGGAUUACCUUAAAGACAUCUGUAGAUUUUUUUCUCUGGACAGCAAGAAAACGGGUUUGUUCAUACACAACUGGCUGUUAUUCAGGUGCUCUGACAAUUCAUUAUUUACACUGGACUGUCUUAACACGUUGAGAAUUCAUGUGACAUUUCCUGAAUCUACUGUAGCCUAUGUCGAGGAGAUAGUUUUGGGUUAUAGCAUGUGAGAAUCCUAAACUGCCAAAAUGUUGCACUAAGAUAAUUUAUAGGCUAGGCUACAUAAUCCUACAAAACUGUAAAAUUCACUUUGUUUUUACACAAUUAAAAACAAUAAAGCUAU